Messenger RNA from Ornithodoros turicata, 1032 nucleotides. RefSeq lists its product as uncharacterized. The record is from RefSeq and is a predicted model, not a curated record. The transcript has a single exon. Gene Ontology annotation, biological process: proteolysis. Bases 1 to 1032 code for a protein of 343 amino acids. Lineage: Eukaryota; Metazoa; Arthropoda; Arachnida; Ixodida; Argasidae. Gene Ontology annotation, molecular function: aspartic-type endopeptidase activity.
AUGUUGCUGGACACGGGAGCUUCAAUAAGCCUCAUUAGCUCGUCGUUUGUUGAGACGUUGCCGAACGCCGACCUCAUGCUCUACACAGCCAGUGUGCAAGAACUGCGAACUGUAGCCGGCGACGUUAUACCGGUGGAAGGCGUCGCCGCAGUCUCUUUGACUAUAGCGGGACAAGAGUUUCGACAUGCCCUCUACGUCGCCGAUAUCGUGGAUCAGUGCAUACUAGGAUUUGACUUUAUGAAAGACCACCAAUGUAUUCUUGACCUCCGAGAAGGUACUCUACACUUGGGGACCCGGCAGCUAGUCCUUUCUGCGUGCACCACUACUGCACCUGACCCCAACCCCCAUGUCCUGUGUCGUCGGACUGUCAUGGUGCCACCGUAUGCCGAAGUGAUUGUUCCUGGAACGGCGCCGUCCAAGCAACAAUGCAAGGUCUCCGUUGUCGAGCAGUGCUUGGAAGGGCCUCCACCCGCUGGCAUCAUCGUUGCUCGCAGCCUGGUCCGUCACGCGCAUCCAUUGGUGCCAAUCUGUAUCCUCAACGUGACUCCCUCACUCAUUGUACUUCAGCGAGGACAACGCCUAGCGAGGUGUAGUCAGGUCGUGGAGAUACACCCCGCUACCGGAGAAGACAGUGCCGCAGAUCCCUCCGCCUGUGGUGAUUCAUGUCUAGCUAGCUAUAUCGACGAGCUUGUCAACAGUACGGAGCCGGUGCUUUCACAGAGCCACAAACAGAAGAUACGCUCCCUCUUUCUAGAGUUUCACGAUGUUUUCUCGUUUGCUGCCGCUGACCUUGGCAAGACCACCGCCGCUUCGCACCGUAUCGACACUGGAACCGCACGUCCCAUCAAGCAGGUGCCCCGACGACUACCACUGAGUAGCCUCGGGGAAGUCGACCAGCUCAUCCAAGACAUGAGGAGUCAAGACGUAAUCGAGCCCUCUUGUAGUCCCUGGGCAUCGCCCAUAGUGCUCGUCAAAAAGGACGGUUCCACACGAUUUUGUGUGGACUACCGGCGCCUAAAUGAAGUUACGUAG